This is a messenger RNA of Ixodes scapularis (black-legged tick), 1880 nucleotides long. Its product is annotated as isobutyryl-CoA dehydrogenase, mitochondrial-like. The record is from RefSeq and is a predicted model, not a curated record. The transcript has 11 exons. The coding region runs from base 290 to 1540 and encodes 416 amino acids. Lineage: Eukaryota; Metazoa; Arthropoda; Arachnida; Ixodida; Ixodidae. Gene Ontology annotation, molecular function: acyl-CoA dehydrogenase activity; flavin adenine dinucleotide binding.
GAGCCGCUCUGUCGGCCAUGCUGUCGGCAAAACACGGGGUUCAAAGGAUUGCGCUACUCUGCUCCGUAGGAGCUAUAUAGUGCUCUAGGUAGCGCAAGCCACCGCCCAAUACGAGGAAAACUGCCGUCCGUUAUGCAUCUCGCAAAGUUGUACCUGUCGCACUAUGGCCGCUAUGGCAACAUAACGCGAUAUCGCCGCGUGAUGUACCGACGCUCGGUGGCUCGUUUCGCUUUAUAAUCAUUUGUGCUACCGCUUGUCGUCAAGUUAAUCAGUGCGGCUGUCUCGCAGGAUGGGUUCUCUAGGUCGACUCCUGACUUGCAGUCGAAUCAGCACUUUUUUGCGGGCGCAGUGUGUUUCCCGCAAACUUGCAUCCGUCAGAUUCGCAUCCACCGCUCUCGAUGCCACGAUCGGACUCUCGGAAGAUCAGAUUCAGAUGCAGCAGAUGGCUACCGACUUUGCCGUAAAAGAAAUGCUGCCCAACAUGUGCGAAUGGGAUGAAAAGGAGUACUUUCCGGUGGAGGCUAUGCGCAAAGCAGCGGAGCUCGGAUUCGGAGGCGUCUACAUUUCGGAGGACUACGGAGGUGCUGGCUUGGGUCGCUUGGAUGCUUCAGUCAUUUUUGAAGCCCUCUCUCGUGGAUGUGUCAGCACGACUGCCUACAUCAGUAUCCACAAUAUGGCCUGUUACUUGAUCGACGCCUUUGGAAAUCACGAGCAAAAGCUUAAGUGGCUUCCACAGCUGUGUACGAUGGAAAAGUUUGCGUCCUACUGCCUCACCGAACCGGGCAGUGGCAGCGAUGCUGCGUCGCUGAGCACGACGGCCAAGCGGGACGGUGACGACUACAUCUUGAACGGCAGCAAGGCUUUCAUCAGCGGCUCAGGGGCCAGCGACAUCUACGUCAUAAUGGUCCGGACGGGCGGUCCGGGCCCCAAGGGAAUCUCGGCAGUGGUCGUGGAGAAAGGAACGCGCGGACUCAGCUUCGGCAAAAAGGAGAAGAAGCUUGGCUGGAACACGCAGCCGACGCGAAUGGUGAUCCUGGAAGACUGCCGAGUUCCUGUGGCCAAUCGUUUGGGUGAAGAGGGCCAGGGAUUCCAGUUUGCCAUGAAGGGGCUGGACGGAGGUCGCGUCAACAUUGCGUCGUGUUCAAUGGGGGCCGCAGCCGCCAGCAUUGACGUUGCCAUCGAGCACAUGAAGGUUCGGAAGCAGUUUGGAAAGCCCCUGGCAGCAUUUCAGCACCACCAGUUCUUGCUGGCCAAGAUGGCCACAGCGUUGCAGACAUCUCGUCUGAUCGUGCGCAAGGCGGCAGAGUCCAUUGACCUCGACUCUCCUUACAAGACUGCUUUGUGUGCCAUGGCAAAGCUGCACGGCACAGAGGCAGGAUUUAAGGUUACGAACCAGGCGCUACAGAUGAUGGGAGGCUAUGGUUUCAUCAAGGAGUAUCCGAUUCAGCAGUAUCUACGGGACUUGAGGGCUCACCUCAUCAUAGAGGGUACAAACGAAAUGAUGCAACUGGUGAUCUCCAGAGACAUUCUUAGGGACUGAGGGAAGGUCGUUUCGGAGCAUUCAUGGUUUCGUCCAGUGCCGUUUUCAGAUAUGGAAAAGGACGGAGAACCACUUAGCUGUUAGAAACUGCUGUUUCAGGAUGUAGAAUCUUUGUGCUGUCUGGUGAUCGCUGUGAGACACUGUGCUCACAAGUCUGGAAAACUUCCUUUCUCUCUCCUUGGCGGCUCUGUCAGAGAGUCGCGACACAAGUGAAAGUCAGAAGUUAAACUUACAAAUAAUGGUUACAACAUUAUUGGUCACAGCAGCGUUAUGGGCAUCAGCAUUACUGUAGGUUUCAAAAAACAAUUUAUGGUCCAAAUUAAACAUUUUACAAAGUUUA